This is a messenger RNA of Drosophila persimilis, 1110 nucleotides long. RefSeq names its product hydroxyacylglutathione hydrolase, mitochondrial (gene tzn). The coding region runs from base 19 to 1047 and encodes 342 amino acids. The transcript is spliced from 2 exons. NCBI's taxonomy places the organism in Eukaryota, Metazoa, Arthropoda, Insecta, Diptera, Drosophilidae. Gene Ontology annotation, molecular function: hydroxyacylglutathione hydrolase activity. The record is from RefSeq and is a predicted model, not a curated record.
AAAUUUAGAACCGUUUAAAUGUUUUCAUCGGCUUGGCGCAGCGUGGCUACCAAUAUAGAAACCCAAUUGACUGCCGCCUAUUUCCGAGGUUCGUCCAACAAAUUGCGAUUGCAACUCCGGAUUGCGAUUCCAUCUGGUGCUGGAUCAAUACGAAGACGAUUUCUGGCUGUUCCUCCCGUCUGUCAAAGUCCCGUCAACCUUCAGAAACUGCGUAAAGUUGGUCUUAGAGGCAUGCAUAGCACAUUGGAGGACGUCAAGCUGGAGAGCAUGCAGGUGAAAAUCCUGCCGGCUCUGCAGGACAAUUACAUGUACUUGAUUGUGGACAAUAAGACGCGCGAGGCAGCUGUGGUGGAUCCUGUGGACCCCGAACUGGUCAUCAAGACCGUCCAAGAGGCGAAUGUGACUCUCAGUAAGGUGCUGACCACCCAUCAUCACUGGGACCAUGCCGGUGGCAAUGAGAAGCUCGUCAAGUUGUGGGAGAAGGAGUUGGAGGUUUAUGGCGGAGACGAUAGAAUCGGCGCACUGAACAAAAUGGUUCGCCAAGAUGACAGCUUUACCAUUGGCAGUUUGAACGUACGCUGCCUCUCCACUCCAUGUCACACUACCGGCCACAUUUGCUAUCAUGUGACCGCUGGCGAUGGAAAAGGCGAGGGAGCUGUGUUCACUGGCGACACUCUAUUCCAGGGCGGAUGUGGCCGCUUCUUCGAGGGAACCCCCGAGGAGAUGUACGACGCCCUGUGCACUAAGCUAUCGGCUCUGCCGGACACCACCAAGGUCUUUUGUGGCCAUGAAUACACAUUGCAGAACAUGAGCUUUGCCCGCCACGUGGAGCCCGAUAAUGAGAGUAUACAGCAACGCAUAGAGUGGGCUAAGCUUCGACGUGCGUCUCAGGAUCCCACAGUCCCCUCCACCAUAGGCGAGGAGAAGAUCUGGAAUCCGUUUAUGCGUGUCCACGAAGCAUCUGUCCAGAAGCAUGCCGGAGGAGCAACCGAUCCCAUCGUAACCAUGGGAAAGUUGCGCAAGGAGAAAGAUAACUUCAAAGCCUAAUUGAUAAAUUUGAAAUGUGAUUAUUGGAUUUUUUUUUUGAAUAAAAUGGUACUGCACAAUAUA